ACGAUGCACCACUGAGCUCGGUUUUUAUUUCUUCUGUAUUUCUUCGAAAUUGUAUCACAACAACUUACUACGUAAUUAUCGCAUGAUGACUGACAUGAACGAUUUUGGGCGAUUGUUCAGACUCGACGGCAAAGUCGCUUUGGUUACCGGAGGAUCGAGAGGGAUUGGUCUACACACUGCGACAGCAUUUCUUCUUGCAGGAGCAUCCAAGGUUUUCAUCUCCGCUCGCAAGAAUGCUGGGGAGCAAGGCAUCGACCAGGCCGUAGAAAAGCUGAACAAACUCCCCGUCUCCGGAAAAGCCGUUGGAAUAGCAGCAAACGUAGCAGAUACCGACGAUAUUGCGCGGCUGGUGAAGGAAGUGCAGGAAACGGAUGCCAAACUGGAUAUUCUUGUGUGCAAUGCGGGUGCAACUUGGGGUGGACCCUUUGACCCAACUCCAGAUUCAUCAAGCAAAAAAGUUCUUGAUUUGAACGUUAGGGGAGUGUUCAAUCUAGCAAGAUUAUUCGCGCCGCUCCUUGAGAAAGCCGGUACUCGCGCCGAUCCCUCCCGCAUCAUCAUCGUUUCUUCUACGGCGGGUACCACAGUCCCCCAUGUGGGUGAACACGGGACGAUUAUGUACAGUGUAUCGAAAGCUGCCGCGCAUCAUCUCUCGCGACAAUUGGCUGUCGAACUUGGUCCGCGCAACAUAACCACAAACACUGUUGCACCAGGCUUUUUCCCGUCAAAGCUGGCAAACGGCUUGAUAGAUCUCCUAGGUGGCCAACAAGAGCUUGAAGAUUGGAAUCCGAGAAAGCGCUUGGGCGAGCCCCAAGAUAUUGCUGGAGUCAUGGUUUAUUUGGCGAGUCCAGCGGCUGCAUAUGUCAACGGGGAGGAUAUAGCGGUUGAUGGAGGUGUGAGGUACGCAGCCGGGAGGCAGUCAAAACUGUAGAAUCAAUGACUAUCAAUUGACCAUCUCCAACAACUAUGCGCUCAUUGCAAAACCCCACAAUUUUUUCAGGUGUACUAUUUUCU
Molecule: messenger RNA, 1011 nt
Organism: Periconia digitata
Lineage: Eukaryota; Fungi; Ascomycota; Dothideomycetes; Pleosporales; Periconiaceae
Source: the annotation of a GenBank genome assembly